Molecule: messenger RNA, 1113 nt
Organism: Sesamum indicum (sesame)
Lineage: Eukaryota; Viridiplantae; Streptophyta; Magnoliopsida; Lamiales; Pedaliaceae
Product: inositol monophosphatase 3
Biological process (GO): phosphatidylinositol phosphate biosynthetic process; inositol metabolic process; signal transduction
Molecular function (GO): inositol monophosphate 1-phosphatase activity
Source: RefSeq, a predicted model, not a curated record
CUGUGAUUCUGCGCAGUGGAGGAAUAGUUUUUGACAAAUUUUAUUUUAGAAUAAUUGGCAUCUUUUCCUUUUUCAGUUCUUGUGCUACGUGAAAGAAAUUUACACUCAUCUCUGUUCUCCUCCAACUUUCAAGAAACACCCAAAGCAAAUGGCACAAAAAGGUUCCGUGGAGGAUUUCUUGGCCAUGGCUGUGGAUGCUGCUAAGAGUGCUGGGGAGAUUAUUCGUUCUGCUUUCUAUCAGACUAAGCGGGUGGAGCACAAAGGCGAGGUGGAUUUGGUCACAGAGACUGAUAAGAAAUGCGAAGAAGUCAUAUUUGAUUUUCUCAAACUACAAUACCCUGACCACAAGUUGAUCGGGGAAGAAACUGCUGCUGCUUGCGGCACCAUAGAAUUGACAGAUGAACCGACUUGGAUUGUUGAUCCUAUUGAUGGAACAACUAAUUUUGUGCACGGGUUUCCAUUUGUCUGUGUAUCUAUUGGUCUCACAAUUGGACGAAUUCCAACAGUUGGUGUUGUCUACAAUCCGAUUAUGGAUGAGCUUUUUACUGCAAUUCGUGGCAAAGGUGCUUUUCUCAAUGGAAAACCUAUUAAAGUGUCUUCACAGUCAGAGCUUGUGAAGUCCCUUCUUGCCACAGAGGUGGCUGCAAACCGUGAAAAGGCUAUUAUUGAUGCGGUUACAAAUAGGAUCAAUAGCUUGCUUUUCAAGGUAAGGUCUCUCCGGAUGACUGGCUCAUGUGCAUUAGAUCUUUGUGGGAUUGCAUGUGGCAGGAACGAUAUGUUCUAUUUAGUUGGGUUUGGAGGCCCUUGGGAUGUAGCGGCUGGUGCUGUUAUUGUGACUGAAGCUGGAGGACUUGUAUUUGAUCCCUCUGGUAAGGAUUUCGACAUCACAUCUCAGCGGGUGGCAGCUUCAAAUCCUCUUAUUAAGGAUGCAUUUAUUGAGGCACUGCAGCAGUCCGAAUGAAGGGACUGUAAUUGGGAAAUAGAUAAUAAACUUCUGAAUGGUAAAGUGUUCUUGGUACAUUCUGAAUGCAUUUUGCCGCCUGUUGUGACAUUAAAGACCAUUGCUAUAAAACAGUGAAAGGAUAGAAGAUAGAGUGAGGAUAAAUCAGUGAA